AUGGCCGGCCGUACAACGUACCACCACAUCGCCAGCAACUAUCCCGAUCCAUCGCACCGCCUCCCCAUGUCUGAUGCCAUCAGCGCCCUAAGAAAACAGUUUGCCGGUAGAAAGCAGCAGAGCAACCCCCUUUUCGUGGUAGAUCUUCGAGUGGGUCAGGGAUGCAUCGCACAGCAGGAAGAGUUUGUCCUUGGGAUCCUUUCUCGCCGCCAGCCAAACGUUGUUGCCCGCGUUUGA
This is a messenger RNA of Beauveria bassiana ARSEF 2860, 237 nucleotides long. RefSeq lists its product as uncharacterized. The record is from RefSeq and is a predicted model, not a curated record. The coding region runs from base 1 to 237 and encodes 78 amino acids. The transcript is spliced from 2 exons. Lineage: Eukaryota; Fungi; Ascomycota; Sordariomycetes; Hypocreales; Cordycipitaceae.